AUGGCGCACGCUGGCGGCCACCGGCAGUCCCCGCACAUCGACCUGACCUUCAGCUCGGACGACGAGCCCGCCCUGCCGCCGCUCGCCAAGCCCAAGGGCCGGUUGGGUGACGACCGAGCCACCUCGUCCUCGUCGACCAAGGCGCGCCGCCCGCCCAAGAUCAUCGACACGGACGACAGCGACGAGGACCAAGAUCGCCCGCAGCCGCCAGUUGCUGCGCCCAGCCUCGCCGGCAAGCACAAGAAGCCCGUCAUCCUCCACGACUCGGACGACGACGACGAGGACGACGACGCCGCCGUGGCGGCACACGCGCCAGUGGCCGGCCCGAGCCGGUCGCACGUCAACCGCAAGGACCACUCUCGCGCGAGCGCAGCCGCCUCGGACGAGGACGAGGGCGACGAGGGCGACUCGCACUCGGACACAUUCAUCGAGGACGACUCGGGCUCCAACGCGUCGGGCUCCGGCAGCGAGUCCGAGUCCGACAGCCAGUACGUCGAUGCCGACGACUCGGACCUGCGCCAUGCGCCUGUCGCCCAACCCGCUCGCCGCGCGUUCGCUCCUCCCGACGCGCCGUUCAAGGCGCCCCUGCGCUCCGUCAGCAACACGGCCGGGUUCUCGUCUGCGUCGUCCUCGGUACUCUUCAACAAGUCGGCCGCGACCAAGCCCAUGCCCGACCUGCACUGGUACGGCUUCGACAAGGUCACCAAGACGCCGCCCGCCGCCGCCGCCGAGUCGUCGAGCAGCGCCGGCCCGCCGUCGCUCAAGCAGCGCCUCGCCGCCCAGGUCCUCGAGCAGCAGAAGCGCAUCGGGAUCCCGAUCAGCGUCCCUCGCGAGGGCGCGAGGGGCUCGCCACCGGCGGCCAAGGAGGGCUUUGCGAUCGACGACGAGCGCGCGCUCAACGGCAUGAUGGCCGACCUCAACGUCGCCGACGAUGCCUCGCCGCACGACCAGGAGGCGGCCCUCAAGGAGCUCGUCGCCGGCACGUCCGACAUGAGCAGCCUCGUCGACUUUGAGCCUCCUGACGGCCUCAAGUGCACGCUCCUGCCGCACCAGGAGAUCGGCGUCCGCUGGCUCGUCGAGCGCGAGACGGGCAAGAAGCGCGGCGGCAUCCUCGGCGACGACAUGGGCCUCGGCAAGACCAUCCAGCUCAUCGCCCUCAUGCUCGCCAACCCGUCGGACCGCGUCAAGCCCAAGGCCAAGACGACGCUCAUCGUGUGCCCUGUCGCGCUCAUGGACCAGUGGAAGAGCGAGAUCGCGACCCACACCGACGGUCGUCUGCGCGUUCUCGUCCACCACGGCGCGUCGAGGACGACCGAGGGCCGCAAGCUCGCCAAGUACGACGUCGUCAUCACCUCGUACCCGACCCUGUCGAACGAGUGGCUCGACCCGAACCCGAAGAAGGCGGCCAAGAAGGGCAAAGGCGCCGCCGCGGACGACGACGACCUCGACGAGCUCGGCAAGCUCGGCAAGCGCGGCUCGCGCGUCGAGUACGGCGCCCUGUUCGACCUCGACCACGGCUUCUACCGCGUCAUCCUCGACGAGGCGCACCAGAUCAAGAACCGCACGACCAAGAUGCAGAAGGCGUGCGUCGCGCUCGACACCCACUUCCGCUGGUGCCUCACGGGCACGCCUCUCCAGAACGAGGUCAUGGACCUGUUCUCGCUGUUCGAGUUCCUCGGCCGCCGCGUCGUCAGCCCGCUGCACGAGGUCGGCGAGUUCAAGGCCAAGAUUCAGAAGCCGAUGAACGGCAAGCGCACCAAGCUCGCCCUCGCCCGCCUCGGUAUCAUCCUCAAGGCCGUCAUGCUCCGCCGCCGCAAGACGGACCAGGUCGACGGUCGCCCGCUCCUCGCCCUCCCGUCUCGCGAGAUCUUUGAGAUCAAGGGCCCGUUCCUCGACGCGCGCGAGGCCGAGUUCUACGAGAAGAUCGAGGAGAAGAUGAGGGCGGCGAUGGAGAAGUUCAAGACGGCGGACCUGAUGAAGAACUACACCCAGGUCCUCGUCAAGCUCCUCCGCAUGCGCCAGGCGUGCAACCACCCGUCUCUCGUGCUCAAGAACGCGACCGACCUCGAGGGCCUCGAGCUCAAGACGGACAAGCCCGUCGCCGCACCUACGCCGUCGGGCUCGAGCUCGUCGACCGGCGACGACCCCGACGACCUGUCGUCCAUGCUCGGCUCGAUGUCGCUCGCCCCGGCCGCCGAGCGCGCCGGCGCCGCGUGCGCCAUCUGCUCCAAGUCGAUCGGCAAGUCGCGCACGGCCGCCGGCGAGAGCACGUGCAGCAGGUGCGAGAUCGACAUGGCCGACUUUGCGGGCAUGCGCAGCUCGACCAAGGUGCGGCGCACGCUCGAGAUCCUCGAGGGCGUGCGGCGCGAGAGCCGCGAGGCGAGCCGCAUCGCGUCGCAGCGGUCGGGCGGCGAGAGCGACGAGGACGAUGACUCGUUCGACGACAACGCGCACGUCGUCAAGCAGGGCAAGGGCAAGGCUCGCGAGGUUCCGCUCGGACCCAAAAAGACGAUCAUCUUCUCGCAGUUCACGUCCAUGUUCGACCUCCUCGAGCCCUUCCUUGAGAAGGCCGGUCACCGCUUCGUCAAAUACACGGGCGUCAUGAACCAGAGGGAGCGCGCCGUGGCGCUCGACGCGAUCCGCAACGACCCGAGGUGCACCGUCAUCCUCGUCUCGCUCAAGUGCGGCGCCGUGGGCCUCAACCUCACCGUCUGCUCGCGCGUCAUCCUCCUCGACCUGUGGUGGAACCCGGCUAUCGAGCAACAGGCCUUUGACCGCGCGCACCGCUACGGUCAGAAGGACGACGUCAAGAUCUACAAGCUCGUGAUCGACGGCACGGUCGAGGACCGCAUCCUCACGCUCCAGCAGCAGAAGGCGGCCCUGGCCAAGGCGGCGCUCGACGGCGAGGGCGAGAUGGGCAAGGCGCAGAAGCUCGGCCUCGAGGACAUCCUCUACCUCUUCCGCGGUGACGGUCGCGCCGGGCCGUCCGCCCACCUCGCGGCGCACGACGACGACUGA
Molecule: messenger RNA, 3018 nt
Organism: Rhodotorula graminis WP1
Lineage: Eukaryota; Fungi; Basidiomycota; Microbotryomycetes; Sporidiobolales; Sporidiobolaceae
Exons: 11
Coding region: 1-3018 (1005 amino acids)
Cellular component (GO): cytoplasm
Molecular function (GO): ATP binding; ATP-dependent chromatin remodeler activity
Source: RefSeq, a predicted model, not a curated record